Molecule: messenger RNA, 4943 nt
Organism: Suillus paluster
Lineage: Eukaryota; Fungi; Basidiomycota; Agaricomycetes; Boletales; Suillaceae
Product: kinase-like domain-containing protein
Exons: 30
Coding region: 175-4887 (1570 amino acids)
Biological process (GO): regulation of translational initiation by eIF2 alpha phosphorylation; DNA damage checkpoint signaling
Molecular function (GO): eukaryotic translation initiation factor 2alpha kinase activity; protein binding; ATP binding
Source: RefSeq, a predicted model, not a curated record
CAAAGAGUCAUAUUUAGAACGAUUUGAUCACCGUGAUAUCACCAGACGCCUUUUCAACACAGAGUUUUGGUCAUGGUCGCUUGAGGUGCUGAGGUCCACAGGACCCUCGUACAUAUCGAGCAUCGCCCACGCGUAACUGCGUUCUGCUGCUUUGCUUUUCAACCCAUAUUCGCGAUGGAAACAACUGAGGAACUCCAACAACUCGAAAUCACUGCAUUGAAAUCCAUAUAUGAUACCGACUUCUUCGAACCACCACCACCCAAGGCUUGGAAGGGAGCCGCCAGAUUGCCCGAGUUCAUCAUCAAAGUCGCCCACCCCGAUCCAAUCCAUGCUUCCAAGGUCUACUUCCACUUGCAUACAAAACUACCUAAAACAUAUCCCACCCUUGCAACCCCCGCGUUUACUAUACAGAAGCCAACACGUGGUAUUAACCAUGAUCUUGAGACAGCUCUUCAGAAAGCCAUUCACUCUGAGGCCCAGAUGCUCCGGGGAUCUGAAAUGGUCUUCCAGAUCAUCACGUCCGCUCAGGAGUGGCUGGCUGAUCACGUUCAUCCUGCCAUCGAAGCCUCCGGCUCUCUCGCUACUGAGAUGACGAAGCGUGCUUUGGAAGAAGAGAAAGAGCGAAAGCAACGAGAGGAAGAAGAGGCAGAAAGAGAAAUUGAGUUAGCAGCUCAACGCGCCGAACAACUCCAGGAGCAGAUCCAGGCUGAUGCGCAGAGGCAUAUGCUUGCCAAGGAGAGGCAGUACAAGGCAGCUCGGCGAAGGGCGCAGUCUGAUGCUACCGAAGUUCCCUCUUCAGGAGACACACUCACAGAGUCUUUUCCUCACGAAAUCGAAUUUAGGGGAGUCCGUUUCAGCGCCGUCAAGAUGUUUCACUCACGGAAAGAGUGUCUUGGUACCACAUACCUCGCAGAUCCGUUAUGUGACGAUGUGAACGCAACACUGCCGCUCGAGGUUCACACCAUCAGCUUUAACUCGGACUACUACACGUCUAGUCAAGGAAAGAAAAAGCUACACGCAGCAGAAGCUGAGAUUCAGAAACUGAUCAACAUUCACCAUCCGAACCUCCUAAGCACUCUCGCCGUCAAGCUGAAUUUUCCUUACUCAGGCGCUCCACCGCGCUUGACCAUUCUCUCAGAACAACGGCCGGCGUUGACGUUGCAAGACGUUCUUGAGGAUUGCGAACGUCUUCGAGAAGAUCGAGCAUCGGAAUAUCUUGGUCAAAUUCUGUCUGCCUUGAACGCAGUCCAUUCAGCGGAUAUAGUUCACAGAGGUCUUGACAUUUCUUGCAUUUAUCUUGCUACGAGAGAGAAUAGAACCCACUCCAAGAUGGUCAGAAUUGGAAAAGUUGGUUAUCACGCACGCUUGAAGGACUACCAUAAGUCUAAUCCGUUUGGCAACGGCAUAUCAAACUUGAACGAGGAGGGGUAUAUACGCCCCACACCUUGGUUAUCCAAAGACGUCCUCGAGUCUGUUCUAUCAUACACUCGGGGACGCGAUAUACACAGCGUUGGAGUCAUUCUCAUGCAAAUGGUCAAUGGAAGUGACGUCAUGAGGCAGUUUAGUGAACCAAAGGAGGCUGUGCAAGCCGCGGCUCUGUCUCCUACUCUCCAAACAUGCGCGCUAAAUAUGUUAGUGCAUGCGAAGAAAGUAUCCUGCUUGAGCCUUUUAGCGGAAUUGGCAUCGGCGGCGCCUCUGCAAUCUCCAAGACGAAUUGGAAGUCCUGCUGCAAUCCCAUUCGUUAGCGCCGAUCUGAGGACUCCGAGAACCAACGGGUACUUUGGCUCUCCAGAGAAAGACUACUUCCGAGUUCCUCAGCGGGUUGCCCCGGCCAGUCGUUGGAAGGAAGAUUGGGAGGAGCUUGAACUCUUGGGCAGAGGUGCCUUUGGGUCUGUGGUCAAGGCUCGAAACAAGAUUGACAAUCGAAUCUAUGCAGUCAAAAAGAUUCGAUUACGAUCUGACAAGGAUGACAACAAGCUGUUCCGCGAAGUGAACGCGUUAAGUCGGCUUUCACAUCGAUUCAUCGUCCGAUAUUACACGACGUGGGUUGAAUUCAAUGAGUUGAAUUCGAGCAUAUUGUCCUCAAACUCUGACACUGGAUCUGAUUCUGGGACUGAGGGUGGCAUGACGUCCGUGCCCGAAUCAUACGAGCGCGAGAAGUCUGACCCAUUCAAAGUUAAGAUGGAAGACUUGGAUGAUUAUGGGUCGAACAAGACGUCUUUCCCGAGCAUUCAUUUUACCCGCUCCGAGAUCAAGGACGAUAACCAGGAAGAAGACGAAGAAGAAGACGAUGACAGUGAUGGGGAAUUCGGCAAUCUCUUUUACUCGGAGUACAUCGCUGACGAAGUGGAUACACCGAAGGAUGCCAUCCAGCCCCGGACGUUGUACAUACAAAUGGAAUUUGUUGAGCGCCAGACACUGAAAGAGCGAGUGGCAGAGGGUUUGUCGGAAGAGGAGGCUUGGCGGCUGUUUUACCAGAUCCUCGAUGCCUUGGUGCACAUGGGUAGCAUGGGUAUCCUUCACCGAGAUAUCAAGCUCACAAACAUCUUCAUUGAUGGGAAAGGAGACUGCAAAGUCGGAGACUUUGGUUUGGCUACGUCGAGUUUAGCGGCUGUUGACCCCUCAGAUCUGUCACCGUCAGUCGUCCAUUCAGAUUCUGAACUGACGCUCGAGGUUGGAACUAAGUUGUACAUAGCUCCCGAAGUCCAAUCCAGGAAACGAGGACCCCGCAAUCACAACAAAGCUGACAUUUAUAGUUUGGGGAUCGUCUUCUUCGAGAUGAACUACUCUUUUUCCACGGCAUCCGAGCGUAUAGCUGUGCUUGAAGAUCUACGGAAGCCCGAGGUAUACUUCCCUCGGGAUUGGGACACUCACCGUUCUAGCCAGAAACAAAUUAUUGCAUCGCUCCUUCGGCAUGACCCUGCGGAGCGUCCGAACGCCUUGGAACUCUCUCAGAGUCCUCUUCUCCCUCCCAGAGUAGAGGAUGAAUAUUUCAAAGGAGCUCUACGGAUGAUGGCUAAACCGGACUCUCCAUACCAUCAGGGCGUGUUGUCUGCCAUGUUCAACCAGCCUGUAAACCAAUCCCGAAGCUAUUUGUACGACCUCGAGGCUGAAAUUCCCGAGCACGCGUAUCUGAACGAUGUCGUCGAGGACCGAAUCGCAGCCAUAUUUCGACUUCACGGAGCAGUCGAUAUGGAACCUCCGCUUUUAUUACCGUCGACCAAUCCUGAAGAGAGCCAGAACCAUGCUACCUUCAUUGAUCGUCACGGGGAAUUGGUUUGCUUGCCGAACAAUGCGCUAGUUCCUUUUGCUCGGUUAGCUGGACGAGGUGGCCUGCGAAGAAUCAAGCGAUUCCAUAUCACGGAUAUCUAUCGGCCGAACUCCGCCCCAGGACAUCCGAAGGCUACAAGAGCGGCGGUUCUUGACGUCAUCACUCCCGACACCAAGCAUGGACUCAUAGCAGCUGGUGCCGAGUUCCUCAUGCUUCUCAGCAAUUGCUUGAACAGCUUUCCAAACCUUGCUCAGAACUACGAGAUCCACAUCUCCCAUUCCAAGAUUGCGGAUCUUGCUUUGAAUCGUAUUCCUGAGGAGCUCCGUUCUUCGGUGAUCGAAAUCAUCAAUCAGUCCAAAUCUACUGCUUCACAAAAGCGGGCGUCUCUGUUGAAGAAAGGGCUCUUGAGGAGUACGACGGAUGAAUUAGAAGUGCUGGCUGAAAUAGACGAAGACAUUGACGCUCUCCUAUCCAAGCUGGAGAAACUUUCGCCUACCCUUGUUACGGUCAUGAAGCCUGCCGUGGAGGAAAUCAAGCAAACGAUCCAGUUUGCCACAUCUGCGGGUUUUUCUUCCCCAGUCUUCUUCCAUCCCUUGAUGUGGGGCGCUCAUCACAUGCAUUUCAAGGAAGGAGUGCGCAUCGAAGUGGUUAGACGAACUAGACGGCUGGACGUUCUCGCUGCAGCUGGACGAUAUGACAAUCUCAUCGCCCAGUAUUCUAAACCGAAACCUAGGUUUGAUCCUAUUUGCGCAUUCGCCGUACAAAUCGCCCUGGAGAAGAUCACAGUUGUCUUAGCGGCCUUCCAGAGCACCUCCGUCAAAGCACUCGUUAAGGAACAACGCUCGUUCGGUUUCUGGAGCCCUCGGAGAUGCGACGUAUACAUUCUUUCAUAUCAAACGGGCUACUUGCAGGACCGUCUGGAAGUGGCUUCUUUGCUGUGGCAAAACAAUAUCAGCGCCGAUAUCAUGUAUGAUGCCAACCUCCUGGAAUUUGAACAUGAGAGUCAUGUCGACCUAUGCGCACGUGAAGGGAUAUUAUUUGCCAUCUAUCCUCGACCCCGCACCGUGCGCCGCGAGCAGGCUGCUUUCAAGGUGAAGAGCAUCUUGAAGAACACAGAGUAUGAAGUUUCACGCCAAGAUCUUGUCGGCUGGCUUCAACACCAGAUUGCUGAGCAAAAACGCAUAGACUUGGCUACCUCAGGUUCCUCUGCCUACCCUGACGCUCUUCCCGUUCCUGUGCCAUCCAAGGACUCAUCCGCCUCUGAAGUACAGCUGAUUCUACCCGUCGAUACAAAGAAGCAGAGAAAGCAUGUCAAACAAAUCCUUCUCGAUCGAGCGUACGAAAGGGCCGAGCACCUUAAAAUGGCGGUGCAAAAUGGGUUGCCGACGCUCGCUGUUGAUGUUCCAAACACGGUCUUUGAUACCCUGUCGAAGAAUGCCACCUGGAUCACCGAUGAAGAGGCUUGGAAGGGUAUUACAACGUCGAUGCCUACUGUCCACAUGACAUACGCCCAGCAAAUUCGCGAAGCAGCUGCUAAGCGAAAGGCUGAAGGAUUGCCAUAUUUGCUGUUGUAUGCUACACGAGAGGAGCGCAUGCAAAUUCUUACUCUCAAUUAGGUCUGUUGUGACAGUUUCCCGUUUGCUUUACUUUAUGAUGCCCACUAUCCAUGGAU